AUGAAGACCACGACCUCGAGGAUCCAGAAGCUAUUUGUCGGCUUCGCGAUCGCUACGCUGGCUUUGGCUCCUGCGGCCUCGGCCGAUGGUUGGACCGCCAAGUGGAAGAACGGCUUCCGGGUGGAGUCGGAAGAUGGCAAGUUCAAGCUCAAAUUCGGCGGCCGGUUGCAGGCCGACUGGAGCUUCGCCGAUGCCGAUCGCGAGAUCGAGGACGCUUUCGGCGCCGUCGACGACGGCAACGAGUUCCGCCGCGCCCGGCUGUUCAUGAGCGGUACGAUCUACGAGAACAUUGCCUUUAAAGCCCAGUUCGAUUUCGCCGACGGCGGCGACGCCGAGAUCAAGGACAUGUGGCUCGAGCUCAAGAACACUUCCGCCGGCGCCGUGCGUUUCGGCCAUUUCAAAGAGCCUUUCAGCAUGGAAGAGUUGACCAGCUCGAAGUACCUCACCUUCCUCGAGCGUUCGCUGCCCAACGUCUUCGCGCCGGGGCGCAACACCGGCGUGCAGCUCAGCGACAAGGGCGACAAGUACACCUGGGCGAUCGGCGCCUUUCGUGAGACCGACGACUUCGGUGGCUCGGUUGGUCCCGAUCUGAUCAACCUGACCGGCCGGAUCGCCUUCACGCCGUACUACGAAAACGAAGGCAAGAACCUCUUCCACGUCGGAAUCGGCGCCACCCGCAAGGAUCUCGACGACACCAGCUUCCGUUACCGGCAGCGUCCCGAGGCCCAUAUCUCGCCGCGUUUCGUCAACACCGGCAGUUUUGUUGCCGACUCGGCGACCAUCUUGGGCCUAGAGCUGGCGACGGUGCAGGACGCCUUCUGGGCGAUGGGCGAGUUCAUGGCCGCGGAUCUGGAUUCGGCUGAGGCCGGCGACCCGAGCUUCGACAGCUUCACCGCCCAGGCGGGCUUCUUCCUGACCGGCGAGUCGCGCACCUACAAGACCUCGUCGCGGGCCUGGGACCGGAUCAAGCCGGCCAGCAACUUCGGCAAGGAGGGCAAGGGCGCGUGGGAGAUCGCCGGGCGCUACUCGAGCAUCAACCUCAACGACGCUAGCAUCGUCGGUGGUGAGAUGACCGACAUCACCCUGGCGCUCAACUGGUACCCCAACCCGGCGACUCGCCUGAUGAUGAACCUGGUCAACUCGGAUGUCGAUGGCAUCGGAGACGCCAACUUCUUCCUCGUCCGCUGGCAGAUCGAUUUCUGA
Nerophis lumbriciformis (worm pipefish) is the source of this 1203-nucleotide messenger RNA. The record is from RefSeq and is a predicted model, not a curated record. NCBI's taxonomy places the organism in Eukaryota, Metazoa, Chordata, Actinopteri, Syngnathiformes, Syngnathidae.